AUGGUGGUGAGAGUGCACUGGCUUUUGAAUGUUUUAAUCGAGGGAGGAGUAAUGAGAGAUGUGACAGUUUUUGUGGAAGCUCUUUCUCUCAAAUUAUGGGUUGUUUUGGUUUCUUCAAGUCCACCCCAAAGAACAAGCAAAACCCAAACCCUUCAAGCUUAUCAGAAUCCAAUUCAGCACCCACGUCGAACACGGGCCACUAGGCUCGGUGCCACUGAUCGCGGCGGCGUGCACAAAAUCUUCGCCUCGACGUCGUCGCCAGCAGAGAUUCCGGUUUGCUCUUAUGAGGAGAGAGGUCUUCGAGUUUUCGAGCUCAAUGAGCUGAGAAAUGCUACCAAUGAUUUCAAUAGGAUGCUUAAGAUCGGCGAAGGCGGAUUUGGGAGUGUUUACAAAGGGUUCGUUAGGCCUGUUGAUGGGAAGGGAGAUAAGAUCACGGUGGCCGUGAAGAGGCUCAAUCAGAAAGGACUGCAGGGACAUAAGCAAUGGCUUGCAGAAGUCCAAUUUCUUGGAGUUGUUAACCAUCCAAACCUUGUUAAACUCAUUGGGUAUUGUUCUGAAGAUGGUGAAAGAGGGAUCCAGAGGCUUUUAGUUUACGAGUACAUGCCAAACAAAAGUUUAGAAGAUCAUUUAUUUAACCGAGCCUAUCCUUGUCUUCCCUGGAACUUAAGACUACAGAUAGCCUUGGGUGCGGCUGAAGGGUUGGCAUAUUUGCAUGAAGGAUUGGAAGUUCAGGUAAUUUACCGGGACUUCAAAGCAUCUAAUGUCCUAUUAGAUAAAGAUUUUAAGCCAAAACUCUCUGACUUUGGGCUCGCUAGAGAGGGACCUUCAGAUGGGCGCUCUCAUGUAUCAACAGCGGUUGUAGGAACAUAUGGAUACGCAGCUCCAGACUACAUAGAGACAGGCCAUCUGACAACAAGAAGCGACGUAUGGAGCUUUGGUGUGGUACUCUACGAGCUCCUCGCUGGGCGACGCUCCCUUGAAAGAAAUCGUCCAGCAAACGAGCAAAAGCUUCUCGAUUGGGUGAAACAGUUCCCAAUAGAAAGCAGAAGAUUCAACAUGAUCAUGGAUCCUAGGCUCCAGUAUCAGUUCUCUGUUAAAGCUGCCAGAGAGAUUGCAAAGCUUGCUGAUAAGUGCUUAGUGAAACAAGCAAAAGAAAGGCCACAGAUGAGUGAGGUUGUUGAGAGCCUGAAGCAGAUAGCUCAGAUUAAAGAAAGUGGUGGAGGGUCAGGAGAUUCAAGGGGGGAGAGUUCUAGCAGCGUGUCAGGGAAAGGAAAAAGAAAUUAGAAGUACAUAAGAGAGAGGGAAGUGCUUUGUUUUUGUAAGUAUUUUCAUGAUGAAGGUGGUUAAUUUAUUGGAGUGCAGGCAUGAAAUAGAUCUAUUGGUUACAUUUUUAUUGGAAAACACAAUUCGUGCAUGAGGCAGUAAUGUUGUUGUAGAUGAAAGAAACUGUGUGUGUAUGAAGCUGAGGGGGCUUUUCUCAAA
Asparagus officinalis (garden asparagus) is the source of this 1482-nucleotide messenger RNA. RefSeq names its product probable serine/threonine-protein kinase PBL19. Lineage: Eukaryota; Viridiplantae; Streptophyta; Magnoliopsida; Asparagales; Asparagaceae. Gene Ontology annotation, molecular function: ATP binding; protein kinase activity. The record is from RefSeq and is a predicted model, not a curated record. The transcript has 5 exons. The coding region runs from base 1 to 1284 and encodes 427 amino acids. Gene Ontology annotation, biological process: protein phosphorylation.